AUGGUCUCCAGGCGGGCUGCGAAGAUCACCUCGAUGGUCAGUGAGCCGUGGAGAUUCCCACCCAGCGAGAGUGCACUUUACGACAGGGAGAAGAAUCCGAAUGGAAUCAUAUCUUUCGGAACGGCGGAGAACAUACGCAUCCCCAAGUGUGCUUUCACAUAUGCAUACUCCAGCCCGUGCUCCCCUACACUCACUGGUCCAAUGUCUGAGUAUAUCAACAUGCAUUUCAAGCCUUAUGCUCCCGUCUUGCCUUCCCACAUUGCGGUUGCAGGCGGCGUCACCGCACUCAACGACGUCUUGAGCUUCAUUCUUGCGGAGCCCGGUGAUGCUAUUCUGGUCAACCGCCCAACGUACGGUCGAUUUGAGGUCGACUUUUGCAGUAGAGCGGACGUGAAGACUGUGUAUGCGGAGGCUGAGCCGCUGGAGGCGUUCAAGGUGGGAGUGGCAAAGAAAUAUGAAGAAGCGCUGUUGAGAGAGGAAAAAAAGGGAGUGCGAGUGAGAGCUCUGAUCAUAGUCAACCCGCAUAAUCCAUUAGGGCGGUGCUAUCCUCCGGAAACUAUACGAGAAUUGAUGAGUUUCUGCCACGAACGCAAGAUUCAUUUCAUCAGCGACGAAAUAUAUGCACUCUCCGUAUUUGACUCUGGUGAACCCGGGGCUAUUCCUUUCACCUCAGCAUUGAGCAUCGAUCCGGCUGGACUGCUGGAUGAGAAGUACAUCCAUGUCACGUAUGGAAUGGCCAAGGACUUCUCUGCUCCUGGACUCAAGCUUGGGUUCCUGAUCACCCGAAACGAGCAAAUUCGACGGGGAGUAGGACCGGCUAGGUAG
This is a messenger RNA of Uncinocarpus reesii 1704, 825 nucleotides long. RefSeq lists its product as uncharacterized. NCBI's taxonomy places the organism in Eukaryota, Fungi, Ascomycota, Eurotiomycetes, Onygenales, Onygenaceae. The transcript is spliced from 4 exons. Bases 1 to 825 code for a protein of 274 amino acids. Gene Ontology annotation, biological process: amino acid metabolic process; biosynthetic process. The record is from RefSeq and is a predicted model, not a curated record. Gene Ontology annotation, molecular function: transaminase activity; pyridoxal phosphate binding.